Messenger RNA from Cyclopterus lumpus (lumpfish), 3678 nucleotides. It is a transcript of the gene kcnh3, whose product is annotated as potassium voltage-gated channel, subfamily H (eag-related), member 3. Gene Ontology annotation, cellular component: membrane. Lineage: Eukaryota; Metazoa; Chordata; Actinopteri; Perciformes; Cyclopteridae. Bases 1 to 3633 code for a protein of 1210 amino acids. Gene Ontology annotation, biological process: regulation of membrane potential; potassium ion transmembrane transport. The transcript is spliced from 15 exons. The record is from RefSeq and is a predicted model, not a curated record. Gene Ontology annotation, molecular function: voltage-gated potassium channel activity.
AUGCCGGUGAUGCGAGGGCUGCUCGCCCCGCAAAACACCUUCCUGGACACCAUCGCCACCCGCUUCGAUGGCACCCACAGCAACUUUGUCCUGGGGAACGCCCAGGUGCAGUCGCUCUACCCCAUCGUCUACUGCUCCGACGGCUUCUGCGAGCUCACCGGCUACGCCCGCGCCGAGCUCAUGCAGAAGAGCUGCGCUUGUCACUUCCUGUACGGCACGGAAACCAGCGACCGGUUCACAGCGCAGAUCCAAGGAGCCCUGGACGAGAGGCAGGAGUUCAAGACCGAGCUGGUGUUCUAUAAGAAGGAAGGAACACAGUUCUGGUGUCUUCUGGACAUUGUGCCCAUUAAGAAUGAAAAGGGUGAGGUGGUUCUGUUCCUUGUGUCCCACAAAGACAUCACCGACAAGAAGAAGGACCAGGAUCCCGAGCAUGGACUGGACACGGAUGAGGAGACGGGCCUGAAGGUGCAUCAGGUAACUCGCCCACCGGGCUUCAACACCAACCGGCGCCGCAGCAGAGCGGUCCUCUAUCACCUGUCGGGACACCUGCAGAAACAAGACAAGAGCAAACUGAAGCUCAACAACAACAUGUUCGGGGAUAAGCCUCCCAUCCCAGAGUACAAGGUAGCAGCCAUCCAGAAGUCCCGCUUCAUCCUGCUCCACUACGGGACCUUCAAGGCCGGCUGGGAUUGGUUGAUUCUGCUGGCGACCUUCUACGUGGCCGUCACCGUGCCGUACAAUGUGUGUUUUGCGGUGGUGGGAGGGCGGGACGACGCUAGCAGCACCGCCUCACGGAGCCCACCCAGCGUCAGCGACAUCCUCGUGGAGAUCCUGUUCAUUUUAGACAUUCUGCUGAACUUUCGAACUACUUUUGUGAGCACGUCGGGUCAGGUCGUGUACGACGCCCGCUCCAUCUGCGUUCACUACGUCACCACCUGGCUCUUUGUCGAUCUCAUUGCCGCCCUGCCCUUUGACCUGCUGUACGCUUUCAACAUCAGCGUGUACUUCGGGGUCCACCUGUUAAAGACAGUUCGGCUGCUGCGGCUGCUGCGGCUGCUGCAGAAGCUGGAGCGAUACUCCCAGUACAGCGCUGUGGUUCUCACUCUGCUGAUGUCCAUGUUCGCCCUGCUGGCCCACUGGAUGGCCUGUGUCUGGUACUUCAUAGGCCGCAAGGAGAUCGAAAGUCCUGGCUCCUGGGAUAUUGGUUGGCUCCACGAGCUGGCCAAGCGCCUGGGGACUCCCUACUUCCUGCCCGCCCUGACCACACCGGUCCCUGUCACAGUCAGCAGCUUCCCGGCCAACAGCAGCCAGUGGAACGUGUCGGGGUCAGAGGUCGGAGGGCAGGGCUCCUGGAACUCCAGCCAAUAUUAUGGAAACACGUCUGCGGGCGAAGUCGCGGCAGGGACGGGCGCCGGUGGCGGGAGUUUUGGGGUGCUGGGCGGCGGCCCGUCGAUGCGUAGCAGCUAUGUCACGUCACUCUACUUUGCUCUGAGCAGUCUCACCAGUGUGGGAUUUGGAAAUGUGUCGGCCAACACAGACUCAGAGAAGAUCUUCUCCAUCUGCACCAUGCUCAUCGGAGCGCUGAUGCAUGCAGUGGUGUUUGGUAACGUGACGGCCAUCAUCCAGAGGAUGUACUCGCGCCGCUCGCUCUACCACACUCGCACCAAGGACCUGAAGGACUUCAUCCGGGUCCAUCGGCUGCCCAAGGCCUUGGAGCAGCGCAUGCUGGAGUGUUUCCAGACCACCUGGUCGGUCAACAACGGCAUCGACGUCAAUGAGCUACUGAAGGACUUCCCAGACGAGCUGAGGGCCGACAUCGCCAUGCACCUGAACAAGGAGCUGCUCCAGCUGCCCCUGUUCGAGUCGGCCAGCCGGGGCUGCCUGCGCUCGCUCUCACUCAUCAUCAAGACCUCCUUCUGCGCUCCGGGCGAGUUCCUCAUCCGACAGGGGGACGCCCUGCAGGCCAUCUACUUCGUCUGCUCGGGGUCCAUGGAGGUCCUGAAAGACAACACCGUGCUGGCCAUACUGGGUAAAGGUGACCUGAUUGGCUCGGACUCCCUGACGAAGGAGCAGGUGAUCAAGACCAACGCCAACGUCAAGGCCCUGACCUACUGCGACCUGCAGUACAUCAGCCUCAAGGGCCUCCGCGAGGUCCUCCGGCUCUACCCCGAGUACGCCCAGAAAUUCAUCAGCGAGAUUCAGCACGACCUCACCUACAAUCUGCGAGAGGGCAACGGGGCGGAUGUGGACUGGGAGAGCAACGGCGGCCUGGUGAAGAAGCUGCCGUCCAUCCGCGAGGACGAGGAGGGCGACGAGGAGCAGAACUCGGUGUCGCGCGCCCCACGCUCCCCGCUGCGCCUCGGCAGGGGGCUCAACUCGCCCCUGCGCUCCCCUCUCCUGACGCCGAGGCCGUUCCGCGGACCCUGCGAGCACUCCCGCCCCGCCACCCUGCAGAUACCCGUGGUCAGCUUCUGCAGUGCACCGUCCGAGCUCAGUCCCAGAUUCGUAGACGGCAUUGAAACGGAGAGCAACUCCACCUCCUCCCAGAAGUUUGAGUUCAGUCCCAGCAUGUCACCCAUUGCACCGGCCUCUCCAUACCCAGGGAUUCGGGAGCACUCCGAGAUCAAGCAGAGUGUAUCCAAACUGACUGAGGAGAUGAACAGUCUCUCUAAACAAGUCUCCACGCUCAGUCAGGAGCUGCAGGAAAUGACUCGCCUGCUCAAGCCCCUCCUCCAAACAACCCCGCAGCCAAUCCUGAUGACCAUCAUGCCAAAUUUAACCCCGCCCCCUAGCAGUGCUAGCCAGCUGUCAACGAGUGCCUGUCUCGUGUUGCCGCCCGCCGCCACACCGUGUUCCCUCCAUAGACCUGACACCCAUUCCCUGUUGGACCGCGGAGACACGGAGGGUGUGGAUCUGCCAGGCUGCCUUCUCCCGACUCCUCAUUCACCAAAAAGGCCUCAUUCACCUUCUUCGGCGUCGCCACAGCUCCCGUCCAAGCCCCCGGGGGCCACUGUCGAGGGCCCCACUCACCCUGACCUUCCCUCCCCUGAGGAAGGUCUUCCUGAAGGUGUCCUCCGAAGCCUCCACGUCUCCUCCAGUAACGGGAUAUAUCUGCAGGACCAGCCUCCCCUGGCGUCUCCCACCCCUUCACCCUCUCUCUCCUUCUCCAUAUCCCUCUGCUCCUCGCCGUCCCUCUCCCCCUGCAAAGGCCCCCACCCGUCCCGACCUGGCAGCCAUGCCAGCAGGGGCCUUCUCCCUCCCCCUCCCUCCCAGGACACCCCUCCUCCUCCGUCGUCCUCCCACUGCUCAGCUCCCCCAUCGCUCGCUUCCUCCCCCGGAGACCGCCAGCUGAGACCUUCCCCUUCCAUCCCUCUCGCAUCCCCCCCAACCGUCCCCCUCCAUCCCUCCACCGUCUCCCUGCCCUUGUCUCUGGACUUUGUUAGUGCGAGGAGAAGGCAGCGGGAUACCCAGACUGCACCUUGGUGUAACUCGCAGCUGCGCCGCGGCGAGGACCGACCCGCCCUUUGUCCCCAGGAGCUGGAGAUGCACGAGUGGGGCCGACAGGUGGAGGAGGAGGGGAAGUCCUCCACGGAGCACAUCAGCUUCAUCGACGAAGAGGAGCCAGCGUUAUGAACGGGUUAAAACUGUGAGACGGCAAAAAAACGAGUAGCAGAAAAA